Molecule: messenger RNA, 3354 nt
Organism: Auxenochlorella protothecoides
Lineage: Eukaryota; Viridiplantae; Chlorophyta; Trebouxiophyceae; Chlorellales; Chlorellaceae
Product: Calcium-transporting ATPase 1, endoplasmic reticulum-type
Exons: 4
Coding region: 1-3354 (1117 amino acids)
Biological process (GO): intracellular calcium ion homeostasis; calcium ion transmembrane transport
Cellular component (GO): membrane
Molecular function (GO): ATP hydrolysis activity; P-type calcium transporter activity; ATP binding
Source: RefSeq, a predicted model, not a curated record
AUGCCGGCGCAGCAGGAUGUAUACCCUGCCUGGGCCCACAGCCCGGAGGAUGUGGCCGCGCAUUUCAACGUAGAUUUAGAUCACGGUCUCUCCGAUGAACUUGUGGCGAAGCAGCGCGCCCUGCACGGGUUCAACGAGCUUGAUCACGCUCCGGCCACCCCCCUUUGGAAACUGGUCCUCCAGCAGUUUGACGACACCCUGGUCAAGAUCCUACUCCUGGCAGCGGGCAUCUCCUUCGCCCUGGCCUGGUUCGACGAGGGCGAGGGCGCUGGCGCGGGCGUGCGCGCCUUCCUGGAGCCCGCCGUCAUCAUCCUGAUCCUGGUGCUGAACGCGGUGGUGGGCGUCUGGCAGGAGGGCAACGCCGAGUCAGCGCUGGAGGCGCUCAAGGAGAUGUCGGCAGAGACAGCCAAGGUCUUCCGCGCGGGCCACCUGGUGCCCGACCUGCCCUGCCGCGACCUGGUCCCCGGCGACGUGGUAGAGGUGCACACGGGCGACCUGGUCCCCGCCGAUGUGCGCGUAGUGCGCCUGGGCACCGCCCUCUUCCGCGUGGAGCAGGCGGCGCUGACCGGCGAGUCGGCCGCGGUGUCCAAGCACGCGGCGCGCCUGGCCCCCGCCGCCUGCGAGCUGCACGCCAAGGACAACGUGCUGUUUGCCGGGACCGGGGUGGCAGCGGGGACGUGCCGUGCCGUGGUGUACGCCACGGGCAUGCGCACCGAGAUCGGCCGCAUCCAGGCCCAGAUCCAGGCGGCCGCAGAGGAGGAGGGCGACACCCCGCUCAAGAAGCGACUGGACGAAUUCGGCGAGGCCCUGGCCCGCAUCAUCCUCUACGUCUGCGUCGCCGUCUGGCUCAUCAACUACCGCCACUUCAUCUCCUGGAAGACGCUGCCCGGGUCGGCCUUCCUCCCCGACCCCGCCUCCGUGGAGUUCUCCCUGGCCAAGGCCACCUUCUACUUCAAGGUGGCCGUGGCCCUGGCGGUGGCCGCCAUCCCCGAGGGCCUCCCCGCCGUCAUUACCACCUGCCUGGCCCUGGGCACGCGCAAGAUGGCGCGGCGCAACGCCAUCGUGCGCAAGCUGCCCUCGGUGGAGACGCUGGGCUGCACCACCGUCAUCUGCUCCGACAAGACGGGCACGCUGACCACCAAUCAGAUGGCGGUGUCCCACGUCGUCACCCUGGCCGGCGCCGGCGGGGAGCUCAGGACGCUGGACGUCACGGGGACCAGCUACAACCCCGCCGACGGCGAGGUGCGGGGUCUGGGCGCCGCCGCCAGCGGCGCGAGCCUGGACGCCGGCCUGGCCGCGCUGGCGGCCACCGCGGCGCUGUGCAACGGCGCGCGCAUCGCGACCAAGCACGGACACGCGGUGGCGGUGGGCCAGUCCACGGAGGCGGCGCUCCUGGUGCUGGCCGAGAAGCUGGGCGCGCCGGACGCGUCGGAGCGCGACGACGCCGCCGCGCGGGCCCCGCUGCCGGAGGAUGGCGAGGUGGAGCUCAGAGCCUGCGAGGCCUACGCCGCCAGGUUCCGGACGCUGGCGACGCUGGAGUUCGACCGCGACCGCAAGUCCAUGAGCGUGGUGUGCGCGCCCACCAGCCCCGACGCCUGGCCGCCUGCGGGCGCGCGCGCCGACGGCGGCGUGCGCCGCAGCUCGCGCCUGUCCCGGCGCGGCGGCGGCGACGGCGGCGGUGGUGUCGCGGAUUCCGGCGCCCCCCGCCCGCCCAACGUGCUGCUGGUGAAGGGCGCGGCGGAGUGCGUGCUGGCGCGCUGCACCCACGCGCUGCUGCCCGACGGCGGUGUGGUGGCGCUGGAGCCCGCCGCGCGCGCCGCGCUGGGCGAGGUGGUUUCCUCGCUGGCACGGCGCGCGCUGCGCCUGCUGGCCCUGGCCGCGCGCCCCGACCUCCCCGCGCCGCUGGCCGGGUACGACGGCGGCGAGGCGCACGCCGCGCACGCCGCGCUGGCCGACCCGGGGUCGUACGAGGCGCUGGAGUCGGGGCUGACCUUCCUGGGGCUGGCCGCGCUGCGCGACCCGCCGCGGCCGGAGGUGCGCGGCGCCAUCGGGGCCUGCCGCGGCGCGGGCAUCCGCGUGAUCGUCAUCACGGGGGACAACAAGGCCACGGCGGAGACCAUCUGCGCCGACAUCGGCGUGCUGGGCGGCGCGGGGGACGAGGAGGAUGGGAGCGACGACGGCGCGUCCCUGCCGCGCAGCCUGACCGGCACCGAGUUCUGCGCGCUGAGCGAGGCUGACAAGGCGCGCGUGCUGGCCCGCCCCGGCGGCCUCUGCAUCUCCCGCGCCGAGCCGGGGCACAAGCAGGACGUGGUGCGCCGCCUGCGCAACGCGGGCGAGGUGACGGCCAUGACGGGGGACGGCGUGAACGACGCGCCGGCCUUGAAGCUGGCCGACAUCGGCAUCGCCAUGGGCGUGACGGGGACGGAGGUGGCCAAGGAGGCGGCCGACAUGGUGCUGGCCGACGACAACUUUGCCACCGUGGUGGCCGCGGUGGAGGAGGGACGCGCCAUCUUCAACAACAUGAAGGCCUUCAUCCGCUACAUGAUCUCCUCCAACAUCGGGGAGGUGGCCUCCAUCUUCCUCUCCGCCGCACUGGGGCUGCCGGAGGGGCUCAUCCCCGUCCAGCUGCUCUGGGUCAACCUGGUGACAGACGGACCGCCGGCCACCGCGCUAGGGUUCAACCCCCCGGACCCGGACAUCAUGAGCAAGCCGCCGCGCCGCGGCAGCGACCACUUCCUCACCCCCUGGCUCCUGUUCCGAUGGGUGGUGGUGGGCUGCUAUGUGGGCUUUGCCACGGUGGGCGCCUUUGCCACGUGGUACACCUCCACCACCUUCCUGGGCUUCAUCGACCUGUCGCGCGACGGGCACACCCCCGUCACCCUGGCCCAGCUGCGCGACUGGGAGUCCUGCCCCUCCUGGCCCGGCUUCACCGCGGCCAACUACACUGCCGGUGCGCGCGCGGUGGAGUUCGCCGACCCCUGCGAUUACUUCACCACCGGCAAGGCCAAGGCCUCCACCUUGUCCCUGUCCGUGCUGGUGGCCAUCGAGAUGUUCAAUGCCGCCAACGCGCUGUCGGAGGACAACUCGCUCGUCACUGUGCCCGUGUGGUGGAACCCCUGGCUCCUCCUGGCCAUGGCCGUCUCCUUCGGCCUCCACUUCCUCAUCCUCUAUGUCCCGGUGCUGGCAGACGUCUUCUCCAUCGUCCCGCUCUCCUUCCAGGAAUGGCUCCUGGUGCUGGCCUACUCCCUCCCCGUCGUCCUCAUCGACGAGGUGCUCAAGGCGGUGGGCAGGACCUGGGUCAACAAGUCCACCGCUGCAGCCGACAGGGCCGCCGGCAAGGCCAAGCUCGAAUAG